AAACGUGAAUUUCUCUGUCUCUGUCAACAACGUUUUCUUCUUUCUUUCUUCCAUCGCACCGUUUUUUUUUUCUUCUCUCUUGGAACUCAUCCCAACCUAGUACUACAAACCCUCACUGUCUUUCUUUCACUGUACAGAAGAAAAAACGUUGUCGUUUUCUUCUCCCAAUUACGUAAAAUAAAAAAAAAAUUAACUUGGGUUUAUAAAAUCAUCGUUUUUUUUUUUCUUUCUCUGGUGGGUCUUUUGAUUCACAUCACUUGGAGUUAAAAAAAUGGCAUCUUUGAGCAAGGAACUGGUGCUACUCGUAAUUCAAUUUCUCAAAGAAGAGAAUUUGAUGGAAACAAUGCACAAGCUUGAGCAAGAAUCGGGUCUCUACUUCAAUUUGAAGUAUUUUGAAGAGAGAAUCAUGUCUGGAGAUUGGGAUGAGGUUGAAAAGUACCUCAAUGGCUUUACCAAACUUAAUGAAAAUCGAUUCUCCAUGAAAAUGUAUUUUGAGAUUAGGAAGCAAAAGUACUUUGAAGCCUUGGACAGACGUGACCGAACAACAGCUCUUGAAAUUUUAGUGAAAGAUUUGAAGAUUUUUUCAACGUAUAAUGAAGAUUUGUACAAAGAAAUAACAAAUCUCAUAACCCUUGAAAAUUUUAGGGAGAAUGAACAACUAUCAAGGUAUGGAGAUGCUAGAACAACUAGAAUGCUGAUGAUGGUUGAGCUUAGGAAAUUGAUUGACCUCAAUCCCCUCUUCAAUGAUAAGCUUAUCUUUCCUCCAUUGAAGACUUCGCGCCUCCGACACCUUAUUAAUCAAAGUUUGAAUUGGCAGCAUCAGCUGUGUCGGGACCCGAAGCCGAAUCCAGACAUCAGUACUUUGUUAGUCGACCAUACCUGUUCGCCUCCUGUUCUGCUUCCUGUUACAUCUGCUACAAAUCAUCUAUCUUAUGCUUCACUUGGAGGAUUUCAUUUUCAACCACUUACACAUGUACCUAUAGCACCUAGACCUAAUGCUUCAGAAGGUUGGAUGAGGGAUCCAAAAGGCACUUCCUCGUCUUCUCAAUCACUUGCAGCUGCAUUAGCUUCAUCCUCAUCUUCUCAGUCACUUGCAGCUGCAUUAGCUUCAUCCUCGUCUUCUCAGUCACUUGCAGCUGCAUUAGCUUCAUCCUCAUCUUCUCAAUCACUUGCAGCUGCAAUAGCUUCAUCCUCAUCUUCUCAAUCACUUGCAGCUGCAUUAGCUUCAUCGUUGGCUGGUCCUUCAAAUCCAGUCUUCGGUUCGAAGCAUCCGAGAACACUUAAUACUCUUGAACUGAUGGAUAGCCAAAACAAUGGCCGUGAUAAUAAAAAAUUGAGACGGGUGCGGUCUUCAAAGUCUUUUGAAGAGGCCAUUUUUCGAGCUUUGCCUCAACCGAACUCUUGGUCGAUCGAUGAUCUUCCUAGAACUGUUAUUUGUACAUUACAUCAGGGAUCGAAUGUAACAUCGAUGGAGUUUAAUCCUUUCUUUCAUUCUUUACUAGCUGUUGGUUGUGAAAAUGGUGAAGUUUCAUUUUGGGAAACAGGGCUGAGAGAGAGACUGACAUCAAAGCCUUUCGAACCAUGGAAUCUUUCAACUUGUUCUAUCGCGUUUCAGGCUAUACAUACGAAAGACUCGUCUAUAUCCAUCAAUCGUGUAUCAUGGAGCCCGGAUGGAGUUUUUUUGGGAGUUGCUUUUUCGAAACAUUUGGUUCAUUUGUAUACAUAUCAAACACCUAAUGACAUAAAGCAGCAUGUGGAGAUUGAUGCUCAUGAUGGUGGUGUUAAUGACUUGGGAUUUUCAUAUCCAAACAAUAAGCUAUGCUUUGUAACUUGUGGAGAUGAUAAGUUAAUAAAGGUAACAUAUAUUUUUUUACAAUCUAUUGUAUGGGAUUUGAAUGGAAAUAAGACCAUGAGCUUUGAAGGUCAUGUAGCAUCUGUUUAUUCUGUUUUACCUAGUCAGAAAGAACAUAUUCAGUUUUGUUUUUCAACUUCGGUUGAUGGCAAAGUUAGAGCUUGGAUGUAUGAAAACCAAACAUUCCAUGUCGAAUACGACACUCCCGGAAAGUGUUCUACCAAAAUGCUCUAUAGUUCUGAUGGAACUAGAUUGUUUUCUUGUGGAACAAGUAAAGAUGGAGAAUCUUUCCUAGUUGAGUGGGAUGAACCUGAAGGAGCAAUAAAAAGAACAUAUUCUGGGUUUGGAAAGAAAUCUGUCGGUAUGGUGCAAUUCGACUCUACAAAGAGUCGAUUUCUGGCUGCGGGUGAAGACAACCAGGUUAAGUUUUGGGAUAUGGAUGUUGUUAAUGUUCUGGCUUCUACAGAUGCUGAGGGUGGUCUUCCUAAUCUUCCUCGCUUGAAGUUCAAUAAGGAAGGAAAUUUGCUUGCUGUUUCUACAGCAGAUGGUGGUUUUAAAGUCCUCGCUAAUGCGGACGGUAUCAAAUUCUUAAGGAACAUUGAAGCAUCUAAAGAACCAUUUUUCACAAAGAGUCCUGGAGGACUUGUUUCUAUAGGUAGAGGCAGAGAUAUUAACAUAAAUUCGGAUGAAGGAUCGAAAUCUUGGGAAUUGACUGAAAUAGUUCAUCCGGUUCAAUGUCGAAUCGUUACAGUUCCGGAGGGUAUGGGUUCUAAUAACAAGGUUGCUUGUCUUGUUUACACAAAUUCCGGAAAUGGUCUUCUAGCUCUUGGUUCAAAAGGGGUUCAGAAGUUGUGGAAAUGGAGCUUCAGUGAAUUGAAUCCUACUGGAAAGGCAACAGCAAGUGUUGUUCCUCAGCAUUGGAGACCAAGUAACGGUAUUCUUAUGACUAAUGAUGUCCCUAGUGAUUGCGAAAUGGCUGUUCCUUGCAUAGCACUCUCAAGGAAUGAUUCCUAUGCUAUGGCUGCGUGCGGAGGAAAUAUUUCAUUGUUCAACAUGGUUUCAUUUAAGGUAUUGUUUCAUUUUUUGCCACCUCCACCAGUUUCAACAUGCGUUGUGUUUAGCCCUCAAGACAAUAAUGUAGUUGCGGUUGGAAGGGCAGAUUCAAAUAUCCAAAUUUUCAAUGUUAGGUUAUAUCAGGCUAGAUCUCUAUUAAAAGGUCACCAGAAGUACAUUACCGGUAUAGUUUUUUCGCUUCGACUCAAUAUAAUGGUUUCUUCCGGCGCUGAUGCUCAGAUUUUCUCUUGGAACAUGGACACAUGGAAUAAGAAGAAAUCAGUGCCAAUCAAAUUGCCUAGUGGUGAAAAUGCACCUGCUGGUGAGACUAAACUGGAAUUCCACAUUGAUCAAAUUAAGUUGCUUGCAUGCCAUGAGACACAAUUAGCAAUAUAUGAUGCUUCAAAAUUGGAAUUGAUUUGUCGGUGGGUGCCACAAGAUGUGUUGCCUGGUGCCAUAACCUCUGCUGUAUACUCCUGCAAUGGUCGACUAGUUUAUGCUACUUUCACUGAUGGAAAUGUUGGAGUAUUUGAUGCUGAAACCCUCAAACCUAGAUGUCGUAUAGCUUCAUCUGCAUACAUACAUCAGAGUCAGACCCCAUCAAACAGCCAAAAUGUAUACCCUGUUGUUGUCGCAGCACAUCCACAUGAGCCCAAUCAAUUUGCAAUUGGACUGUCAGAUGGGUCUAUUAAGGUUAUAGAGCCACCAGAGACUGAAGGAUGGCAGGGAAUUAAAGUGCCUGUUGUUAAUAAUGGGAAUUAAUGUGCAUCAUUUUAGUUUUUUUCUUUCAAUUAUUGGAUUAUUAAAUGAUUUUAAGACUAUACAAGGUUGAAUGUUUUUUAUUGUGAGUGUUUGGAUGCUCAUGAAGAUGUUUGGUUAACAAACCUUUAUGCUUAAGGUUUAUAAAUA
Cicer arietinum (chickpea) is the source of this 3814-nucleotide messenger RNA. Its product is annotated as topless-related protein 2-like. Gene Ontology annotation, molecular function: protein binding. NCBI's taxonomy places the organism in Eukaryota, Viridiplantae, Streptophyta, Magnoliopsida, Fabales, Fabaceae. Gene Ontology annotation, biological process: regulation of DNA-templated transcription. The record is from RefSeq and is a predicted model, not a curated record.